CGCCCCACACAGCGGCGGCCAUUCCCCCCGCAGCGUCACGACGAGCAAUGGCGACGCCCCCGCGGCUCCCGCGUGAAGACGGAGCCGGCGUCCUCCGGCCGCUCUCGGCGGGUCGCGGCGGCGGCGGCUUCUUCGCGGCCCUGGACGAGCUCCGUCUCGCGCAGCAGCAGCAGCAGCUCGUCCACGACGUCGUCAACACCUCGUCCUCGACUCCGCAGGCGAAGUUCGUCUCGACCCGACGCCUCGGACGGGAGGAGGUGCUGAGGGCUAUUGAGGAUGUGGCAGGCAAGGUGCUGGCCUCCAUCGCUAGGAAGCAAGCACCAUCGCUCUCAUGUGUCGACCGGCACAGCUGGGCCACCGUGCGAUUCAAUAAGGAGGUGGGGCUGCAAAUGCUGCCUGAACUGGUGUUAAGGGAGCAGAAGUUCACAAUGCAAGGCUCCAUGCUGAAUUUUUGUAUGACUAUGAAAGUCCUGCACAUGAUUUACAAUCUCGUGCAGACCAACCAAAACUCAACUAAGAGAGACAUCUAUUACCAAUACCCCACGGUGUUCAGAAGCCAGACCAUAGUUAACAAUAUUGUGGACAACAUCGCCUGUCUGCUGAGGGUCCCUCGGGACUGUCUGCACGUGCAGUCCACCUCCAAGGGCUGUGUAGCCGGCAACCUUUGCUACAUCGAGGAGGACGGAACAAAGAUCUCCUGCACCUGCAGUUCUAAUGGGAUGCUGGUGUCUAAUAAUGUGCAGGGAAUGCACAACCUGACGACAAAGGCACGAUUCGUGCUUGUUGUGGAGAAGGAUGCCACCUUCCAGCACCUCCUGGAUGAUGGCUUCUGCAAGAGAUUCCACCCUUGCAUCAUGGUUACGGGAAAAGGCGUCCCGGACCUGAACACGCGACUCCUAGUACGAAAGCUAUGGGACACGUUCCACAUCCCCACCCUGGCCUUGGUGGACGCAGAUCCUCACGGAUUUGAAAUUAUGACAAUCUACAAGUAUGGGUCCCUGUCCAUGUCCUUCGAUGCUGCCAACCUAACUGUGCCAACCAUUUGCUGGCUGGGUGUGCUACCCUCUGAAAUAGAGAGGUGGAACAUUCCCACAACUGUGCUGCUGCCACUCUCUGACAGAGACCAGAGGAAGCUGCGGGAGCUGUUAGGCAGGCCCUUCAUGGAGCUGCACCCCGAGUGGCGGAAUGAGCUGGAAAUAUUGCAAGCACGUGCCGUGAAGGCAGAGAUGCAGGCACUGGAGUCGAUCUCGCCAGGGCUACUUAGCCGCUACUACCUGCCCAACAAACUGCGAUUUGGGGGGUGGCUGUGAGCAACUCUAUCAGAGGUGGCUCUGGGCUUGGGUGUAGCUAUUACAGGAACAAACUCAAAGGACAAACAUGUUUACAUUUUAAAAGUACACUUGCUCGGUUUAUGAAAAAUGACUAGGCUAGGUUAUUUGUGUCCACUUGUUUUGAAAGAUUACAUUAAAGAUAACUUGUUCUUCUCUGCUCUUAUGAAGUGCUGUGAAACAUAUUGGUAGAUUUGUGCCAUUGUGAACUUUUAUAUCAAUUAUGAUAUAAAUUAAGCAAAAUUUCAGGCAUCUUAUUUGUGGCCAUCUUGGAUUUGUGUAAAGUAAAUCUUUAUCUUGAUAGCUGUCUGUCCUUGGAGAAGACUGCGACGUCACUUUCAUACGUCUAAAUACAUCGGCGCAGCAACACCACUGGAAUCUGAAGGAACACCUAAACUUACUUUUCAAGUAAUUUUCUCAUUCAUGAAGUUUACAACUCAUGUUGGCUAAUCCAACACACACCCUCGAUAUGCAUCAACAGCUGUUUGAUUUUGCGUUGCGUCUUCCUUCAAAGAUCCUGGAACAACACGUAAUGUGGAUUAAGUCACACAUUUAAUUUAGAUGCUGUGGCUAUAAUAAAACGGUCAUAUGACUUAAAACGUGACUGCUUUGAGCGAUCAAUGAACCAAGAUAAUUUUAGUCAAGAGGCAACGAGCGUCACUGCUGCUACGACAGUCACUAAAUGUUUUCCUCCAACCCUGUUAAGUAUUUAAGUUUAUUUAUUUGGCUGUCAGACGAUGGUCUCCUGUGGCUUUGUGUCUUACACCUGCCAGAUGUUUGUGCAGACCUGCUGUCUGGUCUGCUGUGUCCACAAAAGAACACGAUUCCAUCAAAUUACAAAUGUCCUCGGCAUGUGGAUCCUAAUAUUCAAGCUGUUGUUUACCUUCUGAGUUAGGAGUCUGCAGCUGCUGUAUCGCUCACUCAGUGCUCGACAUUUUUUCCAAUAAAUGUGUUAACAGCUCAUUAUUUAAUUUAUAUUUAUAGCUCAGUGGCUCGGCUAAAUAAAGCGUCGUAUGCGCUCACACCCAACUUGAGUUGUGUACAGCUUUCCUGAAAUGUUACGCAUGCUCUGACCUUAUUGUGUAUGUUUACCAGAAUCCUGUGUUACAAGGUUCAGAAAGGUUGUACGUGCAUCUGUUAACCGUGUCUCAGUGAGACUACAUUUAACAUGGUUCAUUUAUGUGUUUACCAUCAUAUGAUGAGUACAGCAAGGGGUAUUCCUUUAACCGGUGCUUGUAGAUGGAGCCUCCACGCUGCAGAGGACACACAUACAUACUCCGUCACACAAAAAACUACAAGACAAAGAUAUUCUCUUUAUCCCAGACAAGUUGUUGAAGUAAAUAAAGAACAAUGUCGCAUAUACGAUCAUCACAUAUAUGUCCUGACCAUUUAACUGCCCACGAGUGCAGUAAUUGUGUGUGCUGUGACUGUCAUUUUCUUCGGAUGUUCACAAAUCCAACCUUUUCAUAUUCAGCAAUGUGUUCUUAACCUCGCGUACAUUUACUUCUCAAACACUGUAUUUCCCAUGAUUAAAGCAGUUUGUGCUUGA
Messenger RNA from Lethenteron reissneri (Far Eastern brook lamprey), 2877 nucleotides. It is a transcript of the gene SPO11, whose product is annotated as SPO11 initiator of meiotic double strand breaks. Gene Ontology annotation, biological process: meiotic DNA double-strand break processing; meiotic DNA double-strand break formation; reciprocal meiotic recombination. Gene Ontology annotation, cellular component: nuclear chromosome. The record is from RefSeq and is a predicted model, not a curated record. NCBI's taxonomy places the organism in Eukaryota, Metazoa, Chordata, Hyperoartia, Petromyzontiformes, Petromyzontidae. Gene Ontology annotation, molecular function: DNA binding; ATP binding; DNA topoisomerase type II (double strand cut, ATP-hydrolyzing) activity.